UCCCGACUGGCCAAAGGAACUGUUCGACUUCCGCGACCGACCAGAAACUUUAAAUAGUCGACAUGAAGUCGAGGGAAAAGAAUGGUUCUGCGGAUAGUAAAUCGGACGUGGCCCUGGUCAAUGUUUUGUCGCAGCAAAAGCAGAGGAGGCAUAGAUUGUCCUGGUACUACACACCAUCCUUUCUCCUCCUGUGGGUGGCCCUAUUCUACGCAGUGGUAUAUCCCUUAUACCAUCGCCUGCCGGAAAGCGUCCUAAUAUCGCAUGAAUCGAGUAAGCCUGGCCAAUUUGUGGCGGAGAGGGCGCAGAGAUUGCUCUACAAGUACGACAGGAUCGGGCCCAAGGUGGUGGGUAGUGUGGCGAAUGAGGUGACAACGGUGGCCUUUCUCGAGGAGGAGGUGGAGAACAUCCGGGCAGCAAUGCGCAGUGAUCUCUACGAGCUGGAGCUGGAUGUCCAACACCCUUCUGGCGCCUACAUGCAUUGGCAGAUGGUGAAUAUGUAUCAGGGAGUCACGAAUGUGGCUGUCAAGAUUAGUAGCAGGAGCUCCAAUAGUUCGUCCUUCCUGCUGGUCAAUAGUCACUUUGAUUCCAAGCCCAGCAGUCCUGGUUCCGGAGAUGAUGGCACUAUGGUUGUGGUCAUGCUGGAAGUCCUUCGCCAGGUGGCCAUAUCGGACACCCCAUUCGAACAUCCCAUUGUGUUUCUUUUCAACGGAGCUGAGGAGAAUCCUUUGGAGGCGUCACACGGCUUCAUUACCCUUCAUAAGUGGGCGGGAAACUGCAAGGCUCUUAUAAAUCUGGAAGUGGCCGGCAGCGGAGGUCGUGACCUCUUGUUCCAGAGCGGACCGAAUAAUCCCUGGCUCAUUAAGUACUAUUACCAGAAUGCGAAACAUCCGUUUGCCACCACAAUGGCCGAGGAAAUAUUUCAGUCUGGCAUUUUACCAUCAGAUACGGAUUUCCGUAUCUUUCGCGACUACGCACAACUGCCAGGCCUCGACAUGGCACAAAUCAGCAAUGGCUAUGUAUACCACACAAUAUUUGAUAAUGUUCAGGCGGUGCCUAUUGAUUCCCUACAAAGUUCUGGAGAAAAUGCCUUAUCUCUGGUGCGGGCUUUUGCCAAUGCUUCCGAAAUGCGGAACCCAGAGGAUCACAGCGAAGGACAUGCCGUUUUCUUCGACUAUCUGGGCCUAUUUUUUGUGUACUACACUGAAACCACUGGCAUAGUCCUCAACUGUUGCAUUGCCGUUGUCAGUUUGGUUCUGGUGGGCUGCUCCCUCUUGAGGAUGGGUCGUGAGUCGGAUGCCUCUAUUGGCCGAGUGUCCAUGUGGUUCGCCAUAAUCCUGGGCCUUCAUGUGCUGGGAAUGCUCCUCAGCCUUGGGCUGCCUCUGCUGAUGGCAGUUAUGUUCGAUGCCGGAGACCGAUCCAUGACAUACUUCAGUAACAAUUGGCUGGUGAUUGGGCUGUUCAUCGUUCCAGCAAUUAUUGGGCAGGUUCUGCCCUUGACUCUCUACUACACCCUAAAACCGAAUGACGAAAUCAGCCACCCCAACCACAUACAUAUGAGCCUCCAUGCGCACUGUGUGCUUCUGUCUUUAAUUGCCAUUAUACUCACGUCUAUAAGUCUGAGGACUCCUUAUCUGUGCAUGAUGUCCUUGCUGUUUUACGGAGGAGCUCUGUUGAUCAAUCUUCUAAGUACUCUACACGAUCGAGGAUACUAUUGGGUGCUGAUGGUGCAGGUCCUGCAACUAGUGCCCUUCCUGUACUUAUGCUACCUCUUCUACACUUUCCUCAUGGUGUUCUUUCCCAUGCUGGGGCGCUUUGGGCACGGCACUAAUCCCGAUCUCCUGAUCGCUGUGAUCUGCGCGGUUGGAACGUUCUUUGCACUGGGAUUUGUGGCUCCUCUGAUAAAUAUGUUCCGCUGGCCCAAAUUGGCGCUGCUCGGAUUGGGAGUAGUCACCUUUAUAUUCAGCAUGAUAGCGGUUUCGGAAGUGGGCUUUCCAUAUCGGGCCAAAACCAGCGUGAUGAGAAUUCACUUCCUGCACGUUCGGCGCAUUUUCUAUGAGUACGAUGGCUCCGUGAGUCUCAGUGAUUCUGGCUACUACUUCGACUUUCAGGACCGUCGUCUUUAUUAUCCACUGGAGAACACCUCGGUCAAUCUAACUGGCUUGGCUAGCACCUCCUCUGAGUGCGAUAAGUAUCUGAUGUGUGGAGUGCCUUGCUUCAAUCACCGUUGGUGUAAGACUCGCACCAAGAGCCAUUGGUUGCCUCGCGAGCAGGAGGUCGCCAUUCCAGGAGCGACGUCACUCAAGCUGCUUAGCAAAGCUGUCUUGGACUCCGGAAAGGUGGCCAGGUUUGAGUUCGAGAUGUCGGGGCCACCGCACAUGAGCCUAUAUAUUCAACCUCUGGAUGGGGUUGAGGUGGAGGAUUGGUCCUUCAUUCGGAACAUGCUGGAUGAACCCGACACAUACUCACCGCCAUAUCAAAUAUUCUUCGCCUAUGGCAAGGACAGUUCUCCCUUAAAGUUUCAUAUUGAUUUUGCAAAAUCCUCGGGUGACUUCAGCACUCCAACCUUCCAGCUGGGAUUUGCUGCUAGUUUUGUUAGCUACGAUUUUGAUCGAGACGCUGCUGGCCUGAAGUUUAUAGCCGAUUUCCCCGACUUUGCUCACGUUAUGGAAUGGCCGACGUUGUAUGAACGUUAUAUAUUUUAAGUUGGUGAACGUAUGGCACAUCUUGCUACCUUUUGUUUGCACCAAACAACGCCUCUUUUAGCUCUAAACGUCUAGAUUUAAGUCUUAUAAUUAAACGCACAAGUCCUAAAUCGUGCAUAGAGAACUUA
Drosophila santomea is the source of this 2830-nucleotide messenger RNA. RefSeq names its product endoplasmic reticulum metallopeptidase 1-like. The transcript has 12 exons. Gene Ontology annotation, biological process: proteolysis. Gene Ontology annotation, molecular function: metalloexopeptidase activity. The record is from RefSeq and is a predicted model, not a curated record. NCBI's taxonomy places the organism in Eukaryota, Metazoa, Arthropoda, Insecta, Diptera, Drosophilidae. The coding region runs from base 63 to 2702 and encodes 879 amino acids.